Molecule: messenger RNA, 11712 nt
Organism: Chlorocebus sabaeus (green monkey)
Lineage: Eukaryota; Metazoa; Chordata; Mammalia; Primates; Cercopithecidae
Gene: SYT9
Product: synaptotagmin 9
Biological process (GO): calcium-ion regulated exocytosis
Cellular component (GO): dense core granule; exocytic vesicle; plasma membrane
Molecular function (GO): calcium ion binding; calcium-dependent phospholipid binding; phosphatidylserine binding
Source: RefSeq, a predicted model, not a curated record
CCUGCGGCGCGCACUCCUGACCCGGCCCCGCCCCGCCCCGCGGUGGCCUCGAGUAGCGGGCGGAGCGCAAGCAGAGAGGCGCUCUGGGCUGUGCGGCGCCGCCUCUCCUCGGUGUUGUGGGAGGGACAGAGGGACCCGGCGGGAGACAGAGAAAACCUGACCGACCGGCUGGCGAAGAGCUGCAUGCAACCGGUGGGAGGCCGGGCCGGCUGGGUCUGAGGCUCGGGAUCGGGCUCGGACCGUUUCCCGGCGGGUCCCUGGCGGUGAGCGCGGACGGCCCGGAAACGGCGGCUCUGAGCUGGCAGGCGGAGGGCUGUCUCCUGCGCCCGCCUGCCCGGCGCGGUCCGAGGAUGCGGGGGGGCGAUGCCCGGGGCCAGGGACGCGCUCUGUCACCAGGCGCUGCAGCUGCUGGCCGAGCUCUGUGCCCGUGGGGCCCUGGAGCACGACAGCUGCCAGGAUUUCAUCUACCACCUGCGGGACCGUGCCAGACCCCGGCUCCGCGACCCAGAUAUCUCAGUGAGCCUGCUGACCCUUGUGGUCACUGCCUGUGGUCUUGCUCUCUUUGGCGUGUCUCUCUUCGUAUCUUGGAAACUCUGCUGGGUUCCGUGGCGAGAACGAGGCCUGCCCUCUAGUAGCAAAGACAACAACCAGGAGCCUCUUAACUACACGGACACAGAGACCAAUGAGCAGGAGAACAGUGAGGACUUCCUAGACCCUCCCACACCCUGCCCUGACUCCUCCAUGAAGAUCAGCCACACCUCCCCUGACAUUCCCCUCUCCGCCCAGACGGGAGUCCAGGAGAACUGUGCCCAUGGCGUCCGCGUGCAGCGCCAAGUCACAGAGCCAACCUCCUCGGCUCGGCAUAAUUCAAUCCGAAGACAACUCAACUUGUCAAACCCGGACUUCAAUAUCCAGCAGCUUCAAAAACAGGAACAGUUGACUGGAAUUGGUAGAAUUAAACCAGAGUUAUAUAAGCAGAGGUCAUUGGAUAAUGAUGACGGGAGACAGAGUAACAGCAAGGCUUGUGGGAAACUGAACUUCAUUUUAAAAUAUGACUGUGACUUAGAACAGCUCAUAGUGAAGAUUCACAAAGCUGUCAAUUUGCCCGCCAAGGACUUUUCUGGGACUUCAGAUCCUUAUGUCAAGAUCUAUUUGCUUCCUGAUCGGAAAACAAAACACCAGACUAAAGUUCACAGAAAGACCCUGAACCCUGUGUUUGAUGAAGUGUUUUUAUUUCCGGUUCCCUACAAUGACCUUGAAGCACGGAAGCUUCACUUCUCUGUGUACGACUUUGACAGGUUCUCUCGUCAUGACUUAAUCGGCCAAGUGGUGGUGGAUCACUUCUUAGACUUGGCUGAUUUCCCCAUGGAGUGCAUCCUUUGGAAGGAUAUCGAAUAUGUCACCAAUGUCGACAACCAAGAUAAAAGCAUGUUUCCAUAUGUUUUCUCCCUGCAACUCUUCUCACACACUUCUACACCUGACUUCACCAGAAAUCUGAAAAAGGCAGAAUGCUCUUUCCUGUUAUCGGACUCCUGGAUCGGAGUUUCCCAGCUGGCACAAAUGCCAGCUGCAGGACAUAGGUGUGCCACUGAUGACCUACAGGACAACGUGGAUCUGGGAGAGCUGAUGUUUUCCCUGUGCUAUCUUCCAACGGCUGGCAGGCUGACUAUUACCAUUAUAAAAGCAAGGAAUUUAAAGGCAAUGGACAUAACAGGAGCAUCAGAUCCCUACGUGAAAGUCUCACUGAUGUGUGAUGGCAGACGACUGAAGAAGAGGAAAACAUCCACCAAGAGGAAUACCUUGAAUCCUGUUUACAAUGAAGCCAUAGUCUUUGAUGUCCCUCCCGAGAACAUUGACCAAAUCCACUUGUCCAUAGCAGUCAUGGACUAUGACCGUGUAGGUCACAAUGAGAUCAUCGGCGUGUGUCAAGUAGGCAACGAGGCUGAGAGGCUGGGCAGAGACCACUGGAGUGAAAUGUUGUCAUAUCCUCGGAAGCCCAUUGCACACUGGCAUUCCCUGGUGGAGGUCUCUUGGUGCCCAGGUUUUCUCACAUACUUGCAGCACUCUCUGGUGUUGUGGAAGCAGUUCUGCCCUCUUCCAACCUGACUCAGCCUUGAAAGGGCCACUUUUUUCACAUUGGUGCAAGUAGGUCUUUUGCCACCAUCCAAGCCUUGUUCCUAUUCUUCUAUCAACUUUCAUCAGCUUGUACGGAACAAUACAUCCCCUCCCCAAUGCUCUGCUGUGCACAUUGAAACUGCCCUUCUCAGAUCUGAGCCCCGCCUCUGUCAUCCCAUGAACCUCCUACAUCCCACCCCUGACUCUUGGAUGUCCCACUUCUGUUCAGACUUCAUCUCUGAUUUUAGCAUCAGAUACAGAAGCUUUUUCCUGCUAAGUCCUCUCCUCCCAGAUCUAAUUCACAGCCUCUAGUCCAGCUGUGGGCAGUCUUUGAGCAUUUACUCUAAAGCUCUAAGGGACCCAAAGGCGAUGCAAGAGCCACCUCCCACCACUCAGAAAGGAAACACUCACUGUGUCCAUUUGGCUUCAAUCAGACAAACCCAAGAUAUUCAGAGUGAUGAACCAACCUGAAACAAAUCCCUAAAAAUCUACUUUCACAGAGAGGACAAAGUUUCAGGAAAGAAUGGAAGAAAGUAUAGAAACUGGAAUUAUACAAACUAGUAGGGGCAUGGAGGCAUGCACACAGCAUAGAAGAGAAGGAAGUCACUCUCUCUGCUUCAGUGUCAUGAUGGUGUGAGACCUUGACCAAGAAUGUAAAUUUAAACCUUCUGGGAAACCUUGUUCUGCCCCAGCAGACAAACAAAAGGAGGCUGAGAAGAGUCAGUGUCAGGGCCAAGGUGGACUGAUAGGAGGGAGGAGCAUGUCUAAUCUCAAGCAGCCUGCACUGGUGCAAGGAGACAGCCAGGAACACUGGGACACACCUGCCAAGGCUGCCAGAGGAGCAUUUCAUUGGAGUGGACCCCUCAGGCCAAACCACAGGAAUUGCAGUCAAGCAACAUCAAGUCAAAAGACAGGCUGCAAGGUAGGAGGUGAAGACAUGAGCAGAAGGCUGGAGAGAUUGAGCAGAGACUUCAAAGAUGGAAAUCAGACUUUAGCAAAUGAGAGGUCAGGACAAGGAAGCAGGAGUGUGUCACAGAGCAGACAAGAGGCAGAGCCCACCCUGGAACAUGUUGCUCACGGUGCCUACCAUCUCAGCCUCCCCUGCAUGCAUGUACAACAUCACCCCUAAUAUCUGUUGAACAGGCAGCCCUAACCACCGUGGUUUGUAAAAUGUGUAUCCCUGGCCACAGGUGAUUGGAUCAAGAUGGGGACAUGCUCCCAGAAACCUGUUUAUGGGCAGUCCAGUGACUUAUGACAUGGCCUGGCACCCUAAGGUGAGUUGGGUUGAUUAGAUUACGCCACCAAACUUAGAAAUGUCAGGGAAAUGAAGCAAUCAUAGUUCCUUCUCUUGGGCUUCUCUAAGAAUCCAUUUCUAUUAUUGUUCCAUGAGUAUUUUAUUAUAGAACACCAUAAGCACUCCCAUCUAGACUUUCAUUGAACUACCUUGAGUGAGCCUCUAUUCCCGUACAACCUGAAGACUCACCUGAACACGUAUGGACUUGUAGCUGUCCAGAAGUACAGUGAUGAAUGGUGUGUUUGGCUACUACAUUUGUUUUCACAUAGUUUCCCAUGGUUUAGAAGUGCUGAAGAUGAAACCUUAAAAGAGUUGGAACCCCCCGCCCCAAGUAGAACAGAAGCUGGAAUUAGCAAAAUAACACAAAUAGGCAUGAGAUUCAUCCUACUGCGAGGAAGUCACACUUACAGGAAGAGAAGCACAAAUGAGGGAGGACCCCCGCUCACUUGAGUGUACAAAAAAUGCUGCGUUUAGAAGCUCAGAAAGAUCACAGUUAGUGACUUUUCCUAGAGGGGGUAUAAGAAGUUUCAUGGAGACCCAAAAGGUCUGAUGGCAAGAUACCUUCCCAAUGUUGAGUAAAGCGCUAUAAAGAGUCUGCCAAAACUAUUCAAAGCCACUGCUUCUCAUGGACAUAAACAUUUCACCAGGAGUGAACAUGGCAGUAUUUUUUGAGUGGAAAAAUGAAAGAUGUGAGAAUACAGGUGGUAUUUUCAUUGCUUCUUCCUACUGCCCUUUGGAACUCUGAAAGACUGAAGAAUAUCUAAAGAUGAUCAGUAGUGGACUCACAAGAAUAGGUUGAUAUUUAGAAUGAGGUUCUGAAACACAGCUUAAGAUACCAGAAUAAAUCAUUCUAGCCAAGAGUGCAGAGAAUCUUACAAAGGCAUGAGGGACAAUGCUGCUUAGUGAUUGAUUAGCUGAUCUCAUCCAGAGGAUUUAAAAACUGAUACCAAGAGGAAGAGUAAGACAACACAAUAAAACAGACAACCCACAAGACCAGUUGCUAUGAAUGACAUCCAGUGGGAUGUGGAAAAAAAGGGUUCCAGGACAGGAGGUUUCCAGUGAUUCACAGGAGAUAAGAUUGAAUCCUAGAUGCAAAUGACGGCCAUGGCCUUGGGUGUCCUAAUGCAUCCUGCAGAGAGAACAAAUAGAAUAACCCAGGACAAUGACCACAGCCUUGUAGGUAUAACUGUAACUCAAACAUAUCAACAGACCACUUAGAAGCAGACAGAUUAAUGUGCUAUACACGCCUGAAGAGCUGCGUACCUAAGGUUUAAAGCUCAUUGAUAUGCAUAUUGUGGGCAUUAGCAGAAAUGAGCCUGCCAGGGGCAUAUGACAGGUGGAGAGGUGAAACUCCUAAAACAAAUCAAAGCACUAGUACAGAGACAAAAAUCCAGUAGUGAGGGAGAAAUCCACUGAGGAGAUGUUUCCUGGAAGUCUUCUUUGGUUAAAGACAAAGUGAAAACUUCUCCAGUUGUUUUGCUACCAGUAUUAGAAUACUUUUGAUGUAAUGAACAGAAAUCCUGACACAAACUAGAUUGAACAAAGAAAGUGUAGCAUCUGGACAGAGUGUCUAGAGAUAGGAUUGUAGAUUCUGUAGUUAAGGAUGGGGGGUUCAGGGAUUGUAGAUUCUGUGGUUAAUGAUGGUAUCAGGAACACUGGUUCUUCCCAGGCUACUGGGCCAUCCUUCCUUCCUUUCGAUUCAUCUUCUGGUUGGUCGCAAGAUGGAUGCAGAUCUAGGCAUUGCAUCCAGACAUAAAAGUAUCCACAGGAAAAUGUACUUCUUGUAGCUCUCUGUUAAGAGCAAGGAAAAAAUUAUUCAAUUGCCCAGCAAACCAGCUCCUUACACAUCAUGGCCAGAAGUAUGCCAAUGUUUGAAGCAGUCAUUGGCAAAAGGAAUGGGACUGUGUAGGCCAAACAGGUUCAGCCCUGAAGAUGGAUCCCUUCUUCUGGGACACCAAGAAAAACACCAUCCCCUUCUCCCCUGGCAAUACCCAGCCAACCUUCCAGUUAUGACUCUCCCCCACAGACACCCGAUUUCUUCUCAUGACAACUCUGCACUCCAUUAUCCACCUUCCUGGAAGCAAACCAUUCUGUAGCCUAUUCCAAAAAGCUCAAGCCAGCACAUACACCACAGGGCAGCAAACCAAAUCUGAAUCUCAAAGCUUGCCAGACCAGCAGCGCCCACUGAGAAACUGUCCAGAUAAGAGAUGGUCCCAGCAAACCCACUGCCUCCUGCCAUGUCUCUGCACAUGCCAUCGACGCUCUACUCUCCAGUGAAAAUGGCUGAGGGGAGGAGCUUUUCCUCUACAGACCCAACGCUGCCAUUUCCCACCCCUGUGGUGGGACUUGAGAAGGGGCUGGAGAACAUGUCUCCACACACACGCGGCUGUGGUCUGCUCUUGGCUCUCUCUUCCCACUCUUCUGCAGUGCAAGCCAGGGUGGAGGAUGAUGUGAGACCCGACUUUUGGAACACUUGUCAUUUCAAGAACCAGAGAGUCAAAACCCUUCAGGCAUGUUUGGAGUCCCAGAGAGCUCAGCACAGGACUCGUGCUGCCAACACUGUGACUCUAGACUAUCUCUCUGGGAAUCGGGAUUUCAGCUCCUCUCUCCACACACCUUCACCACCAGCACUGGGCACCCACUUCAGCAGCUCCCCACUCAAAUUAGUCCCCCUCCUGUAUGACACUGGGCUUCUGACACUGGCUGAAUUCCUGUCAGCCAUUUUCUCCAGUCCUGGGACUCUCAGUGUCUCCAGAUACUCACAUGGGUAAUGGGUUCCUUGACUCAAUGCCAAGCAUCUGUCUCCCAAAGAGCAGUAGCCCUUUCCUAGGGCCUCAGCCGUCAGCUCUGCUGCCCUUUGCUGCCCUCCCCUGGCCAUUGACAUCACUGCAGGUAACUCUUCAGGACUCUAAUGGGUUCAUUGAUACGUCGAUUCAAUAAACACUUAUUUAGGGGCCCUCUGUACCACGCGAUGUCCAGACACUGAGGAUUCAGUGAUAAAAAUACAUGGCACCUGUCUUCCAGGAGGAAAAUGAGAGAGAGAGAGAGAAAAGGAGAGAGAGAGAGAAUAAAUGAAUGAAUGAAUGAGAAUGAGAAUGAAAGAAGGAAUGAGAAUGAGAGGACUUUUUGAAUGGGAAUGAGUGGAUUCUGCUGUGCCCUUGUGGAAGUCUCGAUUUGCUCAUUGUUCUGCAGUCCCCACUGCCUAACACCUUCACCUGAAAAGGAAUCCCCCGGCUUCCCCUUUGGAAGUGGAGUUAGAGAAUUUAUUUUAAACCGAAUAUUUCUGAGCAAGUGCAAAGCACCCUACCCGGCACUGGAGGUAUAAUGGGGAAAUGCUGGUCCCAUCCCCCACAGAAUUUACAAUCUGGCUGAGGAAAUAGACAUAAGAAAAUAAUAGAGAUUGUUUAAUAACAGUUAUGGUGUUACCUGGUACUGUAUUCUGUCUUAGUCAUACCUAGCAAGAGCUCCACACAACAAGGAUAGGGCAUGAUGUCCAUGUUUUAGGGGGUAAAGGAGUGAACCACAGAGGGCACAGUCUGUGCACACAGUAGGCACCUCAGGAAGUGCUGAAUGCAUGAAAGAGGCUGCAGAGCAGACAAAGCUCCUGGGAGCCAAGGCCAGUGUCUCCAGCCAGCUCAGCUGAAAUCAGCAGCUCACGUGCUCCGUUCUUCACCUGCAGCAUGCCCACUUCAUCCUGAAACUCUCUUCUACCCAACCACCUCAUCUAAAGAUGCAGAUCCUAGUGUCCCAGACAGGACUGUUGGCAGGAUCCAAGUCAAGUGAAGGAUAAUUCAAGAGCCACAGUCCAAUAGUGCAGGAGCCAUAUCUGCUCUAUUUGUCAUUGUAUACCCAAUCCUUCACAUAGUACCUGGCACAUAGGAGGUACUCCAUAAUUCUGUGAUGGUUGUUGAAUGAAUGCAUGGAUUUUGCAUAACUAUUCAGGGAGGAGCUUAGCUUCUACAGAGAAUUUGGUCAUGAUUGGAUUCAUUUGAUCAGUGGAAUCAGCCAUCCCAGAUUACUAUAGCCAAAAGUAGAUUUAGAACCUAAUUUGGCCUAUUGGCUACCAAAAGGGUACAGACUCUGAGUUGUAGUGAGACUGCCAGUCUCCCUGCAGGCCCACGAGGGCUCCCCCAUCCUCCCUGGGCUGAGAUUUAAUAGUGCCUUUUUUUGCUCAGUCUGCUCUCUGGUCCUCAGGAUGAGAGAUCAGUAUGAACUGAUCUUCCUAGGGGAGGAAGAAGGGUUUCCAGCUGCAACGAGAGAGCAGCGUGCAGUGACAGUGAAGCACCAGGAUGUAGAACAAUGCUGUGAGAACACAUUCCCUGAGGUUUGGGAAUACACUUCUUUAAGGGCUGUGCUCCCUUUUUGAUGGGUCCUAGUGGGCCUCUGUGCUGGUAGGGACCGACUUUUCCUCAGCGAUCCAGUGGAGGCUGCAAUGUAUUUUGCUUAAAACUACAGCUGGUUUGUAAUUUUGGCCUCAGACAGUAAUUACAGCUGCUGGGGCUCCUUGGAGGGAUAAUUACGGAAAGAAUUCAGCAUAUUCAUUUUAUCUACACACUUAACCAUCAAUUAAAUCAUUACCAUCUAAUCCUAUUCCAGAGUCUGGAAAUGUUCUGUGAAUAUAUAAUUUUGAAGGCACUGAAUUUUGUUUUCAGAUGGUUUUAAGUGAAAAAUUGCCCAAUUUCCAUAGCCAAUGGAGGUUUUCUCUAUGAAAGCAGAGCCAAGAGUGUCUCCUGGCUUGUGGUUGCUGCCUCCCUGGGGGCCUGCACCACAUAAAGGGCCAAGCAGGGAUGGAUUGAUAGGAGGGAGCUGGGACUUUGCCUUUGAUCUCCCAUGUAGUUUGUGAUUUUCCAAAGCAGGAUUAGCACUGGGACUUAGAGGUCAGUGGCUGGGGACAGACUAGAAGGUGACUUGUUUUGCCAAGGAGCUUCCAGGAGAGUCUUCCCCUGCUGGGAUUCUGCUAGGGCCCUGGGCCGUCAUCCGCUUAUCAAAGCUGGGAUGGGGUCUUUUCACUUUGGGAACCCAGGAGACAGUGUGGUAUUUAAAAGCAUGAGUGCUGGAGCUGGCUUCAUAUUCUGGCUUUGCCAUUUUUGAGCUGUAUGUCCUUGAGCAAGUUUCUAAAUUCCUCUAAACCUCAGGUUAUUCUACUCUUUAGCAACACAACAAUAGAUCCUACCUCAGGGAGUUGUGUGAGACUUAAGUGAAAAAAUGAAUGUAACAUGUUUAACACAGCAUCUAGAACUUAAUGGAUGCUAGGUAAACUUUGAUAAUUGAUAUUAUUUAACAUACAUGUAUGCACAAGAAAAGAAGAGAAGCAGAAGGGAGAAAUCAAAUGUCCAAAAAUGUGCUUCAGCGGGAACUAGGGCCUCUGAAAGCACAUGUGGCAUGGGCUGGGGCUGCCCCUGAGCUUCGCUGUCCAGCCUCGGACUCCACGGGCGCUCUCUGCUCUCUCUGACCUUGACUUCCCUUGGGGAUGGUCCCCUGGGAGCCUCUGACUGCAGUCCCCCUCUGCACCCCUCCUCUCUGACCCUGCCCUCUCAUGGCUCCAGCCCUGGUGCUUCUCCAAAAACCUUGCUGCACUACUGGCCCCAUGAUUAUGCCUGCUCUCCUCCUACACUUCCAACCAGCCUUUUCUCUCUUUCUGAUGGGCUUUCACUGGCUGACAGUGGGACAUAGUCAUGCCUCAAGUUUCUGACCUAAGUCACUUUUGUUUUUUACUACACCACACAAAGCAGCAUCUGAGAAGAUGGCCCACAGGGAUGCAACUGCUUCCUGGCCUCCUUCAGCCAGGGAGACACUUUUUCUAAUAGACAGGAGGCUUGGGCUGAAUCCUCUUCAGACUAUGCCUAAUACUGGAAUCCCAGAGGCACUGUCUAUACAGUGGGGCCGUGGGGAAGUCUUGUCUUUGUGAGCUGACUCUUCCAGAUGGCUGCACUAGUCCUCUGGCUGGUGUUUGGGCUCAAACCAUCCUACCCUACUGCCCACAGCACAUGGUUCCUGUGCUGAAGUUACUAAAAAACCCAGUUCUUGUAGCUGGCAUAGAACUGGUCACAAGGCUGGCUUUUGCCCUGGCAUAAGCAGCCUCUAUGUGGGAACCCCAAGCUGGGAACCAGCCUCAGGCACAGCAUCAAGUCCACGUGCCAGAUUUGCCUGGAAAAUACCCACUUGACCUUAUAGUUGUGCCUAUCGCCGAGCCAAGGGCUGCAAAGGAAAUGAGAAGCUCCCAACUGCUGAAAUCAUGGAGCUGGAGUAUCAAGUCUCUGUGUUCAAGGAUAAUCAUAGUUAUCGUUGGAAGGACUGUACAGUGAAGACUAAUUUUUAAACACCUCUGAGAGUUGUAAGAAUUAAAUAAGUUAAUAAAUGCAGAACACUUACAAGAGUGCCUAAUACCUAAUGUUUGCUCAAUGGAUAUUGGCUAUUAUUAGUAGCAUUAUUAUUAAAGGAGAAACCAGGCUUCAUGAGGUUUAUGGAGUCUUGGCCAGAAACACUGAUUUUCCUGCUUUGAGAACUCUCAAGAGGGCUUACUCUUGGGCUGGUCCUCCUGUCCAGUGAUCUCUGGAGCCAGUGACAACAUAACAACUUCUCGAUCCCAAACAUUAGCAUGUGGUACCACCGGCACCACAGGAUGGUCUUUUAAGAACCUAGAUCCUAGCGCUUCCCAGAGCAAGGGAAGAAAAAGCCCUCCCUGGCCAUCCCUCCAGCCCCUCUGCCUUGACUCCCUCAAGGGGAAGCAGGAGGUGACACCAACAAGCUCCCUCUCCAGAAGCGGAAGACUAGUACCCUCAUUUCUCCUUGCUUCUCUUCCCCUCCUCCUGAAGAAUGUGGGUAGGUUGUUCCUGCCCUGCCUUUCUGUCUGUGAGCCCACUUUGGUCCCUGGUCAGCUCCGCAGGCCUCCUGCAAUCACUGCUGAAUCAUGAAUGAUCCACUAGGCAGUGAGGACCCAAUCCCUGAGGGGAGCUUGGGAGAGAAGCAUGGGACACACCAGCAUCACCAGGGCUGUCCACUUCAGGGCCCAGAGGCAUGCAUCCUGGUGCCCUUUAGCUUCAGUAUUUGCAGUUUGGCAAAUGGAAGUGUGUGUGUCUGCAGAGCUGGUGAGGUCACUCUGUCUGAUGGACCACUAAGGCUUUCCAGUGUUCUGGAACUGUCCGAUUCAGAGUCUGAUCAAUCUUGCCCUUGUAUCACUGAUUCUCUGAGCAGGGACAGAUGUGGCCACCUUCCUGUGCCAUAGUGAAUACCUCAUGGAACUGCCAGCCCCCUUCACGACUCACCUUGGUACCUUACUCCAAUUCUCUGUAUUUCUCUCUGGCUCUCCCUGGCUUCCUUUUAUAGGUUAGAACCCAAGUUCCUUAGAGGGCACACAGAGGCCUUCACAACCUGGCUCCUCUCUAUCUGGAGGCAUAGCCAGUCACUGCCUCUGAACAUUUUAUGCCCCAGCCCCAGCACACAGACCACUUCUAGGACCCUGGCAGCACUGCUUUGCGGUGUCACUUUGCUUUUGCAUGUACUGUUCUCUUUGUCUGUGAUAGCUACACAAAGCUCCCUCACAAACAUUUACUUCCUUUGAACUCAACAUACAGAUAACCUUUUCUCUGUAUAUAUCUCUUUGUGAUAGCUCCCAUAAUGCUAUUUUGUAAUUUUGUGUUGGUUUUCCUGAAUAAACUAUGAGUUCCUUGAAAACAGAUACUGUAUCUCAUUCAUCUCUGAAUCCUGAGACCAUUGUGUAGGCCCCAGCACACAACUAGGUGCUCAGUGUUGGCUGAAUGAGAUCAAGAGGGUGGGCUCAGCUUCCCAUGUGCUCUGCAUGAAGUGUGCAAACUCAUUCCAGACUCACAAAUUAGAGAUCCUUCAUUGACAAUCAUUGUAUGGUUUCAGAAGAUUGCACAUUCAAACGUCUACACUCUAAAAAGCUAAAUGAAAAACACCCUCACCAACAGCAUCUCAUGUUUUGCUUAACAGCAUGAGCUCUACCUCUCUGGAGGGGCUUUAAGCAAAGCCUUGACAGUCUGCAAGGAAAGAAUUACCACUGGGCUUGGGGUCCCGUGAACUUUGGGAUAUUUCACAAAUAUCCCAAAUAUUGUUGAGACAAUCUAGUGACUUUGUGAAACUGAGGAGAAAUCGGGAGGCCUUCUCUCCGAAGGGCUUCAGAGCCAUCUGGUUCUAUCUGAGAUUUAUUCUGAAUGCAGCCUUUACAGUGAGAGGGUGCCAUACUCAGGUUCAGGGAUCUGGCUUGAGACUUGGGGAAAACAUCAUUGCCUUUGAUGGCACCUGCUAAAAACAGUGUGGAUACAGGCACCUCAUGCAGAUCU